AUGUCUGACAUUAGUUUGAACGGGUUCUUCUCGCUGGACGGCAAGGUCGCGCUGGUUACAGGAGGCUCACGAGGCCUCGGUCUCCACGCAGCAACCGCAAUCCUCCUUGCAGGCGCCAAAACCGUCUUCAUCACCGCCCGCAAAUCCGGCGGCGAACAAGGCAUCGACCAAGCAGUAGACCGACUCAACAAACUCGCAUCUCAAAAAGGCCUCAAAGGCAGAGCUAUCGGCAUCGCGGCCAACGUCGCCCAAGUCGAGGAUAUCGAGCGACUGGUCAAGGAAGUCAAGUCUCACGAAUCGAAGCUCGACAUCCUUAUCGCCAAUGCAGGCGCGACAUGGGGAGGCCCGUUCGAACCGACGCCAGACUGGUCGAGUCAGAAGGUGCUUGACUUGAAUGUCCGCGGUGUCUUUAACAUGGCACGUUUGUUCACGCCCAUGCUGGCAGCGGCUGGGACGGCUGAGGAUCCGAGCAGGAUCAUUGUGGUCUCCAGUACAGCUGGGACGCAAGUACCGCAUGUCGGCGACCACGGCACGAUCAUGUACAGCGCUUCGAAGGCAGCGGCGCACCAUCUUGCACGAAAUCUCGCGGUGGAGCUGGGACCGCGAAACAUCACUACCAACACGAUUGCGCCUGGCUUCUUCCCGUCGAAACUGGCGAAUGGUCUAAUUGAGAUUUUGGGUGGACAGGACGAAUUGGAACGGGACAAUCCUCGCAAGCGUCUAGGAGUGCCGGAUGACAUUGCAGGGGUGACACUGUUCUUGUGCUCGAGAAUGAGCAGCUACGUGAAUGGAGAGUACAUAUCAGUGGAUGGUGGACAGCGCCUGGCAUCUGGACGGCAGACGAAGUUGUAG
Messenger RNA from Saxophila tyrrhenica, 852 nucleotides. RefSeq lists its product as uncharacterized. Lineage: Eukaryota; Fungi; Ascomycota; Dothideomycetes; Mycosphaerellales; Extremaceae. The transcript is spliced from 2 exons. The record is from RefSeq and is a predicted model, not a curated record. The coding region runs from base 1 to 852 and encodes 283 amino acids.